Molecule: messenger RNA, 1595 nt
Organism: Neopsephotus bourkii (Bourke's parrot)
Lineage: Eukaryota; Metazoa; Chordata; Aves; Psittaciformes; Psittacidae
Product: rho GTPase-activating protein 6-like
Exons: 4
Coding region: 55-609 (184 amino acids)
Biological process (GO): signal transduction
Source: RefSeq, a predicted model, not a curated record
GCACCCGCGUGUCCCUGCAGGGCGGCACUGACGGGCUCCGCUCUGUGCGCAGCCAUGGCGGGCACGGCCCAGCUGGGGGCGCUGCAGCUGCUGCUGUUCCUGCUGCCGCCGUGCCACAGCGACACCUUGCGGCGGCUCCUGCGCUUCCUGGCCCGGGUGGCGCGGCACGCCCAGGGCUCCCACCGCCCCGACGGACGCGAGAUUCCUGGGAAUAAAAUGACAGUUUCAAACUUGGCCACGAUCUUUGGUCCCAACGUCCUGCAGAAAGAGAGGCCUGGAGAGAAAGACGCUGCUGCUGUGAACUAUGAGGACAGCGAUGCCAUCAUACUGGUACUGCAGAGGCUGAUUGAGCAUCACCAGACCCUGUUCAUGGUGUCCCCUGAAAUGCAGCAACACAUCCUCAGGAGGCUCUUCCAGACAGACCCCGACAUCAUCGAGUACCUGCUGCGCCGGAGGCUCCGUGCUGCGCCGAGCACAGAGAGUGAGGAUUCAAGAGAGGAGCAUGCUCCAUCCCUGCUGCCAGGGUGGACCUGCACCCUGGAGAACAGCUCACUCUCAUCGGAGCUGUACAGCAACACCUCAUUCCUAAACCUGGACGUUGGCAUCUAGCGGUGCUGGGCCAGCCCCUCUGCACUGCGGACAGGACUGAGCAGCUGGGCAACCCUUCCGCACGUCAGAGGAGUGGGGCUUUGACAGGAGCAUGAAUGCCUGCUGGAGCCCCUUUGCCACCAGUGGACAAUCCAAUGGCAUGCAGGCUGGAGAGCAGCAGGCUGGUGUCUGACAGACUGGGGGAUGUGACAUAGAGGUCCAAAACUGAUCCUAUCUGGUGUAGUUCCAGGCACUGGUCAGGCUAGUGACUUACAGAGAUGGGGGAGCAAUAGCUUGGGGCUGAGCCCCGCUGUGAAGACAGGGAGGAUACUGUCCUGACAGGGAUGAUACUGUCCUGACACUGAGUGAAUGGGGAAUGUUAGCAGGGCACUGAGGAUGGAAAAUGCAGCUGGGGGUUUGGGAUAUCACUUACCUGUGCUGUUGUGUGGAGAGAAAGCUCUCCUGGAGCUGGAGGAAUGCCCAUAGAGCUACAGGAACAGCAACCCUGGUGCAAAGAUACCCCAGCCUGCUCUGUUCAGAAUGAAUUACAGCUUUCUUCUUUGUUUUAGCCCUGUUUAAAAUUGCUAAUGUUACAGACUGUAAAACACUGUAUCAAUCCCAAAAUGCAUGGCUGGCGUAGCAAGAGAGCACUGUAUACUCUGAGGACUACAAACUUCAAUUCUGCUUGAAUUCAUAUUCAGUAGGUUAGACCUUCUGAUGUAUUUUACACAUUAUGGUGUCAUUUCAUGAUCUUUGGCUGUGAAAUGGCUGGUUUGGUUUGUUCCUACUUCUCAGGCAUUGGAAUUCAUGGCUGGUUAUGUGCAAAUGUACGUUUGUAGCUGAUCUGUCAGAAUCACAGAGUCAUGGAGUGGUUUGGGUUGGAAAGUGUCAUGUUCACAGUUGAGAUCUUGCCUCCAAAGAAAUGCAGUUGAAGAGACGGCAGGCAGGUAGGAUGAUGGUGAGGGUUGUGGUGGGAGGAGGAUCAAUGCCUGGAGAAGCCUGAUGGC